AUGAUUAACGUGGACUUUGACUCAUAUUUCGUGAGCGGCCCAACGUCCGUGUACGAGGAGUAUCUGAGACCAGAGAACUACGAUGAACACUGUGUUCUGAGAGAGAAGACGACAGAGGCUUCCACUGUUGGCCCUUCUACAGCGUACGGCUGGGCGUCGCUGGUGUUCAUCCUUAAGAACGACGGCUACUUCAGUGACCUCUGUGACAUCACUGCCAACGCCACCGACCCCGGUGACAUUAUCACAUUGUCAGGGGAGCGGCCCGGUGAUAACAUCAUACAGUCAGACUGUAGUGGCCAAGAUGAACAGUUCUCUCUGGUCUUCACCGUCGCCUCCUUCUCCAUGAACUUCCUGCGUUUCCCUCUGGGCUUCCUGUUCGACCACUUCGGCACCAUGGCGACCAGGCUCCUGGCCACAUGUCUGUACACCACGGGGACCUUGUUGAUAACUGUCUCCAGUCCAGAGCAGUCAGCGUUGCUGUUUCCUGCCAUCUCGUGCCUGAUCACAUCUGGAAUGUUGUUCUACACCACCAAUGCUCAAGUGGGGAACCUGUUCGACAGCCACCGUUCCACGGUCAUAUCGGUCUACGCCGGGGCCUUCGACUCCUCCGCCGCUGUCUUCCUCAUCAUCAAGUUUUUGUAUGAAAGAGGGGUCUCUUUCCACUCCUCCUUCCUCGUUCUCUCCGUCUGCAGCGUCAUCCACGUCUUCCGGACGUUCUUCCUCAUGCCCAAGACCCACAUCCCCUACCCACUCCCCGACAGAUACGCUUACGGGGUGAGCUGCGGUGGCCGGCGUUGGGAGAGAGGGGGAGAUAGAGGAGAAAGGGACGGAGGAGGAGGAGAGAGAAAAGGAGAUGUGAAUGCCAAAUAUCAGAAGAUUGCUGUGUUACAGAAGGCUGAGAGUGCCCCGCUGCAGUCGCAGGACAAAGCAGGACCUUCCAGACCCGAUCAGCCUGAGAGAGUUACCAGUUUUAGGAGUUGUGUCCUGUCCUGGUUCUUCCUGUGGCACCUGGUCUGGGUGGCUGUCAUGCAGUUCUGUCACUUCCUGUUCAUCGCCACGGUGAACCCCAUGCUCAACCGGCUGGCCAACAGAGACCAGACCUUGGUGAGUCAGUACACCAAUGCCUUUGCCUUCACCCAGCUCUGUGGGGUCCUCUGUGGUCCCUGGAAUGGCCUCAUCAUGGACAGACACAAGGGGAAGCCACUGGCUCCAGGAGAGACGAAGCAAGAAGCCGACCUGCGCUCCUCUUCUCUCUCCCUCUUCCUCACCUCCCUCCAGUGCCUCCUCUUCUACGUCUGCUUCUCCUCUCCUCUCCUUCCUCUCCAGUACCUCACCUUCAUCCUGCAAGUCCUCAACAGUGCCUUCAUCUAUGGUGGACACCAAGCCUUCCUCACCAUCGCGUUUCCCGGCUGCCAUUUUGGUAAGUUGUCUGGUCUGAUAACAUCUCUGUCAGCUGUGGUUCUGCUGCUCCAGUUCCCUGUUCUACACCUCAUCAGAGAGUUGCUGCAUGGAGACCCUAUCUAUGUGAACGUGGGUCUGACCCUCCUCACCCUCCUCACCUUCAUCCACCCCCUCCACGUCCACCUCCACUGCCGCUCUCUAGCCAGUCAGAGGAGGGCUAGGACCGAACAGGAAGUAACAAACUCAGGGUCAAAGGUCACGUGCAACAGGCUGGUGGGGAUGUGACGACAACCAACAACAGUAGUGGUGCGUCUCAAUAGUCUAAAGUCGCUUCCUCUCCUUGUCUCCUUUCCUUUGAUAACAUUGAUCUGAUAAAAUUGGUGGAAAACAGGGUCUGUGUCCCAAAUAGUGCCCUAUCCCCUACAUGAGACAUUACUUUUGAUGGGACCUGGAUAAAAGUAGUGCCCUAUAUUAGGGAAUAGGGUGCAUUGGGGCACAAACAGGUGCUUCUGUAGGGUGCCUUCCCUUCGCCAUCUUGCUUUCACUUGUCCGAUGUAGGUGAAGGAGAGGAGACGAGGAGAGAAAGCAUCUUUAGACUGUUGGGAUGCAUCCAGGACAAUUGACACUACAUCAUGGACAAUGCCACUGACUGUUCAAGGCAGGGCAAAGGAGGACAGUGACCAAAGUGAAGACCUACUGUAAUGUGCGUGUUAACCUGUCUGAUUGUAAUAAAGAAUACAACUAAACUGUGAAACAACAAA
Oncorhynchus mykiss (rainbow trout) is the source of this 2162-nucleotide messenger RNA. The record is from RefSeq and is a predicted model, not a curated record. NCBI's taxonomy places the organism in Eukaryota, Metazoa, Chordata, Actinopteri, Salmoniformes, Salmonidae.